UGUAAAAAUGAAAAAAUAUUUCAUAAUAAUUUUUGCCAUUGUUUGUUUCUCGCCACAAGUGUUGGGCUUUUGGAAAUUUAUUAGAAAAAUUAUUCAAAAUGAAGAUUCUAAUAUUGUCAGAGUUAGAACAACCAAAGAAAUGACCGAAAGGAGUGCCGAAAAUGCAGUGCUCGAUUUCAUCGGACUUGUCGAACAAUACAAAGGAUAUACUGCUGAGGAAUAUCAAGUAACAACACACGAUGGGUACAUUUUAACAUUACACAGAGUUAGUGGAAGUCCAUCGAACCCUGCAGCUAGCGGCAAAUCAGUCGUUUACAUCGGCCAUGGUCUAUUUGGAAGCUCUGACUUUUUUGCCAUACUAGGACCUCAACAAGCACUGCUAUACAUGUUAGCAGACGCUGGUUACGACGUUUGGAUAGGUAAUUUUCGCGGCAACACUUAUUCCAGGCGUCAUGUCAAAUAUUCAGUUAACAGUGAUAAUCUUAAAUAUUGGGGUUUCAGCAUGGAUGAACUAGGAUUAAUCGAUUUACCCCUGUUCAUCGACACAGUUCUCGAAAAAACGAACAAAACAAAGCUAUCGUACAUCGGAUAUUCGAUGGGAAAUACACUUAGUGCCAUGCUUCUAUCUGCUAAACCGGAGUACAAUGAUAAAAUGCACGUUGUUGUGAGCAUUGCUCCAGUGGUACUUUUUACCCCACCUUUUAGUUCUCUGUCAAGGGCUCUUCUAUCUUUAUCAGUUCCAGCAAAGAUUCUGAUUUUGUCUAGUCAAGCCUAUCAAAUACUACCACAAUCGAAGCUCAUUCAAACCAUUGGGAAAGAUGUGUGCGUUAAAACUUCAGGUCAACUACUCUGUAACGGUUUUCUGAAUAACAUCGUUCACGUUAAUCGCAUGAAUACAACUUAUAUACCAAUUAUACUAAAGUACGCUCCAGCAGGUGCUUCUUAUUUCAUGGUAGAUCAAUAUGCUCAGUUUUUAAAGACCGGAGAGUUUAGACCUUACAAUUUUGGAUUUCUCAGAUUAAGCAUAAGACGUGAUUCUUUAAUACCGUCAAAGUAUGAUUUGACCAGAGUUACUUCGCCCCAAGCCUUAUUUUACUCCGACAGCGAUGUUUAUUCCAAUGUCCGAGACGUUGAAACAUUGAGCAGCAUUUUCCCCAAUGUGGUGGCACUGGAAAAAAUAACUAACUUCAACCACUUGGACUAUAUGUGGCUGGAUGAAGAUAAAGAGGUUUUAUACAAUCGAGUACUGGAAAUUAUUCGCGAACAGUCUAAUGAGUAGUCAACUUUAAUCAUAUCCAGUUCGUGGCAAAUCGUCUAGAAAAUAGAUGCCACCACGUAAUUUCUUAUAGUCCUCGAGAAUCGAUGUGAGUUUGAAGAGAUCAUCUUCGCUUAGCUGGAUUAUUGAGAAAACAAUACGUAAGUGAGAAAGACGU
This is a messenger RNA of Phymastichus coffea, 1433 nucleotides long. RefSeq names its product lipase 3-like. The coding region runs from base 8 to 1279 and encodes 423 amino acids. The transcript has 9 exons. The record is from RefSeq and is a predicted model, not a curated record. Gene Ontology annotation, biological process: lipid metabolic process. Gene Ontology annotation, molecular function: hydrolase activity, acting on ester bonds. NCBI's taxonomy places the organism in Eukaryota, Metazoa, Arthropoda, Insecta, Hymenoptera, Eulophidae.